AUGGCCAAUAGGGCCUGCGACUCCUGCAAGCGCCGGAAGAUCAAACGAUUGCCACCCCAGUGUGACGGCUCGCCUACCGAGUGCUCCAACUGUCGGAUAUCGAACUUGACCUGCAGCUACUCCAUCCUUCCCAAGAAGCGGGGACCGAAGCCGAACUCAGUCCGGCGACGUCGUGCUAAAGAUGUUGUUGAUAGCUCCUCAUCGUCUCCUCGCACAAUCCAGACCUCACCUGCCCAUAAUCCAGGAGUGUCAGUGGAAGAGACGAAGUUGCCGGUAGGAGAGUGGUCGAGUUUCGACAUCCACCCCCCUUCCCUGAGGUCGCCUUGUUUCUCGAAUCCUACACCGAGUAGUGACAGCGUGAACACGCCCGGGUACUUACCUUCCACCAACGUCCUCGGGAUUGCAACAUGGCCAAAUAGCCACAUCCCCGAUGCCAGAGACGCCGCCGGCGAUAUCUACAGCAGCCUGGUGGCUGCCAUCUGCGCCGCUGUGCCCAACAAGUCUCCUCGACAGCUCGUAGAUGACUGUAUCAGCAGGCACCUGCAGUUCACAUUUCCUGUCGCGCCCAUCUAUCACGAACCCACCGUUCGCCGCAAUGCCGCACGCUUCUUUUCCGGGUCUGCCUUCGCAGCUCCCAAUUCGAUGAACCCUUUCGCCGCAGACAUCACUCCAAAGGAGCACCUGGCGUCUCUGAGGGCCUUCACGCACAUCACGGGGCUCUGUGCAAGCACCGCCAACUCGCCAGAGAACCUGGCCGCGAUCCCGGCGAGUGUCGCGACAAGCUUCCUCCGAGCCUCUCGCGCCUGCCUCAAGCUUUAUGAGGACUACGACAUUGAGCACCCCAAUUAUUACUCCAUCAUCAUUCACAUAUACCAUUCGGCAGCGCUUCACGGAAGCGGCAGGACCAUGCAUUCAUGGCACGAGCUCGGACAGGCCAUCAUCAUUGCCCAGUCUAUGCGGCUGCACGACGAGCGUUCGCGCGCACGGUACGCAGCCAAUCCCUUGGAGGCCCAGCUGCUGCGCUUCAUCUACUGGUCUCUCUACAUGAUCAACCGCUCGGCGGCAGUCCUCAACAAUCGGCCUAUCCUCCUGCGGCACUCCAUCUCAGACCUGCCUCCGGAGAUCCCUUUCCUAGUGCCAGAUCGAAUCCCGCUUCUCGAUCCCACAUCUGUGUAUAGCGCGCCGCCCUUCGAGGAACGUGUUCUCCAUGGAGCGGACCUGUGCCGCCGGAUAUGGACGACUGCCGCGGAUCUCAUCGAAGGGAUCCAGGCUUGCGCAGUCCAGAAUCGAGACGAGCGGGCCAGAGCUGUCGCGUUGACGGACCUCAUGUGCACAUAUGUCGCCUUUACCAGCAUCCUAGACGACCUUCCGACCUGGCUGCAGUCGCCAGACAGCAUACUGACGGACGGCGCCACAGACACGGCGAUAGCUCUCUACCAGCGCGGGUCUUUCUGGCGGUUGAGAGUCGACGCGGUAGUCACCUUUCACUGCCUACGCAUGGUGCUGCUGAAGCGGUGCGCCGAGAACGGUUUGGUCACCAUCUUGGGUCUCAGCGACGAGCCGCUGAUGAUCGCUAUGAGGACGGCGGAGAUUGCCAGGGACUGCUUGGAUGUGGUGGACUCGAUCCCUUUCGAGUAUCUGCAGACGAAUGGAGAACCGCUGAUGGAGAAGCUCCGUCAGAUCGGCAGUGCGCUGCUUGAGCUGAGCCAGAAGACCGAGUUCGAGAUGAUCAAGACCAGGGCGAAGGCGUAUCUGGUGAGGUUGUUGAAUAUUUUGGCUAGGCUGGGUUCUCGUGCGGUCGAUGAGCUCAACAUUGACCCGACCGAGUGA
Molecule: messenger RNA, 1830 nt
Organism: Thyridium curvatum
Lineage: Eukaryota; Fungi; Ascomycota; Sordariomycetes; Thyridiales; Thyridiaceae
Exons: 3
Coding region: 1-1830 (609 amino acids)
Biological process (GO): DNA-templated transcription; regulation of DNA-templated transcription
Molecular function (GO): DNA-binding transcription factor activity, RNA polymerase II-specific; DNA binding; zinc ion binding
Source: RefSeq, a predicted model, not a curated record